AUGUCAUCAAAUCCAGCAAUUGAUCUUACUUCAACUGAAACCACAGCUUCAAUAAAUCAUAAUGAAGCAUCUAAUGAAAUUUCUGAUCCACCACCAGUACCAUCAAAUAAACCAUCAUCAAGUUCAGAUACGGAUUCCGAUGAUUCGCAUUGGGUUAGUGAUGAUGAUGAUGAAUUACCAAAUGAUUUAACAUUUGAAUGGCUUGAUGAACAAAUGCGUAGUGGUGUAGAUCUACGUCCGUUACUUUCUCGGAUUAUACCUGGUCUACCGGAUGAUAUUUCUCCAUCAACAUUGUAUGAAAUUCUUAUGAAUCUCUUUUUACCAAUUCGUCAACGAAAAGCACUUGAACAAUAUCAAACACUUGAUGAUGCUGUUGAAUUAAUACGUACACGAAAAAAUAUUCUUAUUUUAACUGGAGCUGGUAUAUCAGUUAGUUGUGGAAUACCUGAUUUUCGUUCACGUAAUGGUAUAUAUGCACGUUUACAUGAAGAAUUUCCUGAAUUACCAAAUCCACAAUCGAUGUUUGAUAUAGAAUAUUUUACUCAAGAUCCACGACCAUUUUUUCGUUUUGCGAAAGAAAUAUGGCCUGGACAAUAUCAACCAUCAUUAGCUCAUUAUUUUAUUAGUGAAUUAGAACGACAAGAUAAAUUACUACGUAAUUAUACACAAAAUAUUGAUUCAUUAGAACAUUUAUGUCCAAUAACACGUCUUAUUCAAUGUCAUGGAUCAUUUUCAAGUGCAACAUGUCGUAUUUGUCAUUAUACAGUUAAAAGUGAUGAAAUAAAACAUGAAAUUUUACAACAAAAAAUUCCACAUUGUCCGAAAUGUCCGGAAGAUAUACAAGAUGCUAUACUUAAACCAGAUAUUGUAUUUUUUGGUGAACAAUUACCAGAUGAUUUUCAUAAAGCAAUUUCAAUAGAUAAAACGAAAUGUGACUUAUUAAUUGUUAUGGGUUCAAGUUUAAAAGUUAAACCAGUUUCACUUGUAUCAGAAUUAUUAUCAAAUGAUAUACCACAAAUAUUAAUUAAUCGUGAACGUUUACCACAUAAAACAUUUGAUAUUGAAUUAUUAGGAAAUUGUGAUGUUAUUAUUAAUGAAAUAUGUUUACGUUUAGCUAAAAUUGAUCCAGCAUUUUCACAAAUGAAAAUUCCAAAUGAAAAUUUGUUAACUGAAAUAUCUUCUGAAAAUCUAAUUGAACCAGAAGAACCACAAAGAAAAAAACAGAAAAUUUCAUCAGAUAAUGAUAAACAAGAAUCAUCACUUUCUCCAACAUCAUUAGAAUCUAAAGUACCAAUUGAAUCGUCAAAUCCACAAAAACAAACAUUAUUAUCACUUAAAAAUUCUUCACUAUUCAAUCAGAAUUCAUCUUAUAUAUCAUAUCCACCAAGACAAUAUAUAUUUCCAGGAGCUGAAAUAGAUUUGUCAUCCGAUGAGGAUGAGGAUGAUGAUGAAGAUGAUGGUGAUGAUAAUGAAUCUACCGAUGAAGAAGAAUUAUCAAGAAAACAACCCGAAUGA
Molecule: messenger RNA, 1515 nt
Organism: Adineta steineri
Lineage: Eukaryota; Metazoa; Rotifera; Eurotatoria; Adinetida; Adinetidae
Source: the annotation of a GenBank genome assembly